UAUGUGCGAUAAGUGAAAAUUUUAAUGUGUACAUUUAAAUUUAAAAUUGCAAUGAAAAAUAAGUUACAUCGAGGAUCAUAAACUUUCUAUUUUUCACUUUAACACCUCAUCCCACAAACUCUUCAAAGAAUAAACCAAACUACUUCCAUCCCCAAAAAUUACCCCCAAACGGGUAAUUUCUCUCCACCAAUGGCAACACCGGGCAAGUGAACGGCAGUUGUCCAUGGCCCGCCAUCGGAGUAUGUUGUGUGCCGCGUACACUGCCCCGCGCGGUCGAAGUUUGUGAUGUAACUAAUACAGUGUUCCAUACCACUUGAUAUCAAACUUGUGUUACCCAUUGUGCCCUAGGAAUUGUAAUGUAGGAUUUAAGUGCAUAUUCGUUCCAUUGUGAAAAGUGUUUACGUUUUGCCAACGAUUGUUUCAAGUUACAUGAAUGCUGUGAUAGUUUAAAACAGUGAUGCGUCGAACGGCUAAGUGUAAAAAAUUCAAGUUUAAGUGCAAUUCAAGCGAUGACCUAAAAUGGCGUUGAGACAUGACUCGAGUAUGGAGGCCAGCUUCCUGCCAGCUGAUCCGCCGCCGGUCCCCCAGGACUACCAGCCGAAGACGGAUUUGGCGUCGGAAUACUUCAACACGUUCAACCAGAUCUGCGAGACUUACCGGCCAGAUGGUGACGUCAUAAGAGCCUCGGAAUCCCUUCGGCUAACUUCGGAGAUCCUCGACGGUGUUCGCUCGGAGUACGUCAACAGUGACGAAAAGGAAAGACUUUCGGAAUAUGUGACCACGGAUUUUAGUGAGAAAGUGUUCGGCAAGGAAGAGGUGUUCAGUUUUGGGCAGCCCGACGCGUCGGCCCUGCUGAGGCAUAGGGCGCGAAGAAGAUACAACGAGGAGCAUGGUAUCCCGAAUACCACCAGCCAGGAGAGUGGGUAUGGCAGCGAUGAAUUCGGUCAUGACUCCCCGAGCCGCUACGCGUCGCCGAAGAGCGCCGGCGCACCGGCUCAGUACCAGGAGCCAUACUACACGGGCGAGUGGGGCGCGCAGUACUACCAGCCGGUGGGGGCGCCAGCGCCGGCCCCCGCGCCUGCGCCUGCGCCGCCCUAUCACCACGACGUGUACAUCGCGUCGCCAGGUAUAUCAGUAGCGUCGGGCGCGGGCGGGGAGGCGGGCGCCGCCGAGCUCCCCCUGCCACCGAUGUCCUCGUUCCGAGCAGCCGCCCCACACCACUCGCCCCCUGAACCAGCCAUACUGCUAACCAAGCCGCCUCUACAACCGAUGUACCCGAGCAGCGGCGGCGCGGGCGCAGCCCUAGCGGAAGGCAGCGUGUCCUCGUACGGCUCGUCGCCCGCCACGCCGGUGCACUCGCCGCCGCCGCACGCGCGCCUCUACCCGCUCAAACACAGCCCACACCAUCACAUGCACAAUGCACAGCAACAAGCCGGCUGGGUUGCGCCGGGCGUGUCGUCCCCACCAGUGUUACCAAACGGUCACCAUCACCACGUCGCCGUGUUCCCCAACACCACCAAUAUGGGCGCGGGGGCGGAGCAACGGACCUUGGACGAGGCCAUGGUGUUCCUCAGGGAUCACAGCGAUGUCGGGGGUGCCCGCAUGGAGGAGCGUCUGGACGAUGCCAUCAACGUGCUGCGCAACCACGCGGAGGCGCCAGACCUCUACCCACAGGACGUGCAUCCACAUCAGCCGCCGCCAGCGGUGUCUCGACUGGGUGUACCGGGUGUCCCGCACCUGCACGAGCCGCCGGUCAAGAUGGAGCGCCAUCUCUUGCCCAAUACCAAAAAGCGCAAAGAGCCAGUAGAGGGGUGCGCAGAAGGCAAGCCCUCGGCGUCGGGCGCCGAGCUCCCCAAGCCGCCCUCCAGCAAACGCAGCCGCCGAUACUCUGUGCGCAGCUGUAGUAGCGCGGACGAGGAUGAAGCCGACCCCGACACGAAGGCCGCGCGCGAGAGAGAGCGCCGGCAGGCCAACAAUGUUAGAGAGAGUUGCUCAUCGGCGGACGAGGGAGACGACGAGGCGGAUCCUCAGGCCAAGGCGCUUCGAGAGAAGGAGAGGCGGCAGGCCAACAAUGCGAGAGAAAGGAUAAGGAUAAGAGACAUAAACGAAGCUCUGAAGGAGCUCGGGCGCAUGUGUAUGACGCACCUGAAAAGCGACAAGCCGCAGACCAAGCUGGGCAUCCUCAACAUGGCUGUCGAGGUCAUCAUGACCCUCGAGCAGCAAGUCAGAGAACGCAAUCUAAACCCAAAAGCAGCGUGCCUGAAGCGACGCGAGGAGGAGAAGGCGGAAGAGGCGCCGAAACUGCUCGCCGCACCGCUACAACACUACCAACCCAUGCCGGGCAUGGGCCAACUGCCAGGGCAGCCCCCGAGCGGUCCCCCGCCACAAUAGCGACUCCCCGUCCGCCCCUACGCGCUGCCCUAGCCUACACACACUGUCUGGCCAUACACGUGACCCCCGGCCCUUAUAGGUGACCCCUGAGGGAACUCUGGGCUGUAUAAGUGACCUCUGGGCGAAACAAUUGCCCCUGAGGGGAUUAAACGGUUCACCAGGGAAUAUAGGUAAUCCUGAUUGGAUAAAGGUGAUCUCCGGGCAAUAUAAACGACACCUGAGGGAAAGAGGCGAUCUCUGAGGAAUACUGUGAGGAUAGAAUAACCUCCGGGUAAUAUAAGUGACCCUGAGUAGAAGGGUUUUUGAGGAAUACAGAUGAACUCCGGGCUAAUAAUGGUUUGGAACUACAAGAAAGGUAGAAACAGAUGUAUAAGAGAAUGAGCCAGGGAUUCCGGAGGGACCCCAGAGAUUAAAGUGAGAUUAAGACGAAGAUGACCGUAGAGGAAAAAAUGUGACCCCUCAGGUGGAGUGGUCAAGGAAAAACCAAGGUUUAAAAAAAGUUCGUUUUAAGCAAACAUGAAUUUAAGUGACUGUUGGCCUAUGAAUUGGGCCUUCUGGCUGGAGACAGAGAUAUAACUAUAUGUGUGUUUGUAUUUAUAUUCAUUUACACUGUAAAUAGAUUAUAUAUUUUUAUUUACAACUGACUUUAUACAUAAAAUAAGCCAUUAUUGAAGCCGUGUUUUAAUCAAGAUUUACUUGCAAGUUAUUGCUAAAAUAUUAGCAAGUUACUUGAGCAAUGAAAACAUAGUUCGAAGUGACAAUAUGAUUAAUAAAUGUUGCCAUAAAAUUAAAUUAUUAAUGACAUUUUCACUCUGAAAGUUUCGGGCAAGAGAGUUAAUGUCAAAAUAUAAUUUUAAUAUUGUUUUUUUUUAAACAUACAAACACAAAUGUAGUUAUAAUUAAAGAAAAUGUCUCUAAUUGUGGCCCAGUGAAUAUACAUUUGGUGUUUCAAGUCAUUUGAUUCAGUCUAUACUUUUAACUGUGUAUUAGGUAUUUUCGAGACGUCUGUAGUCUUGUGACUAAGCUGUUCCAUUUUACUUUCCUUUCUCUGGGAGGGUUAAAAAGACCACAUCGAAGCAAUCCAUCCAAAAAAGCAAUAUUGCUAUUUGAAAUUUCUUAAUAAUGCGCAAAUGUCAAGUUGCAAUAUUGCUUUUUAGAUGAAUUGGUUCAAUGUGUCUUUUUUAACUCCCCAGGUAUUUUAUCAACUAGCGAAUUUUCUUAUAUUUUAACUGAAGCUAGUGACUUGAAAUUCGAAUUGUGAAAAAAAUAAUUUUAUUUUUUAAGUUGUAUGGUCAAAAAUUGCCCCAAAGUGUUGAAAGCAGUGCGUAGUGACUCGUAUUUUGGACUAUAGUAAUAUAAGCGUGUAUAUUAUUAGCUGUAGGUUAUUAUAGUAUAUACUUUAACUGAAGUAAAACGCCCAAGAUCGCUAUUAAAAAAACAACUUCAUUUUUUUUGACAAACGUACACUGUCUUAACCCCAAAGACAUGAAAUCCAGAAAUUGUAAAAUAUUAGCUUAGAUUACAUUUAUGUAUAGGGAUAGCGUUUAAUAAUAAUUAAGAAAAAGAUAUUUUUAAUUACAAUUUUAAAAAUCGAUUUUUUUCCGCUGCCAUAAAAGCGUAUUUUUUUAGGAGUUGGGAGUCCAUUUUUGAGGAUUUUUUUUAGCGCCGCCACCGCUUACCGUCCUGUUUUUUUACACAUUUAACUUUUUUUUGUCAUUUUAGCUCGACAAUAAUGUCGGAAAUGGACUCCUUACCGCGAGUGCUAAGGAUACGACAAUUUAAUUAUAUUUUGAGAAAUGAAUGUUUGCUUGUGGUGCGAAUAUGUGGUGUAUUUUUUCGUUAGGUUUAUUAUUGUAAAUGCGUAAAAUAUAAUUUUGCGCUGUAAAAAAUAUUAUUACAAAAAAAAUUCUUUUUGUGGAUUUUUGUUGAUUAAAUAAAAUUUUUGACAUUUCUUAUCUUUCGGGCAAAGAAGAAAUGUCAUCAAUUUAUUUAAAACGAUUUCCUUUUUACAGCAUUUUUAGUUUUUUUUUUAGAAAAAUAGUCCAUAAAUGUUUUUUACGCAUUUACAAAUAAAAACCAUCACGAAUUGUUAAGUGUAUUUGAUGAAAAUGGCUGCUAAACUUAAGAACGUACUUAAGGAUUUUUUUUCUAUUUGUAUCAAACCUCCAGUGAAGUGUCUGUAUGUUUAUACAUUCAUAUACAUAGGUCCAGGUGAUCUAAAAUAAGGUAUUAUUUUAUUAUAAAAAUCUAUAUAUUUUAUAAAUUUUUUGCCUAGAUUUUAUUUGGUAGCUAUUUUUUAUGUUGACAUUUUUCAGUAAAUCAGGACAUUUUAAUCAAAAAUAUACUUCGGUUUUGACAUUUUUCGAAAAACAAAAUGGAGUAAAAUUCAGUAAACUAAAAAAUAUAGUUUUUUUUUUAAAUUUCCGUAAAUGCUCGCCUAACCAAGAUAAUAGGAAAAAUAUAUUUUUUUUAGUAUACUGAAUUAUUAUUCUAUUGCAGUUUAAUAACAGUGAGGAUUUCAAAAGGAAAUUUUCUUUUAUUUAUUACGCUAAAAAUUGAUUUAAUAUGAUAUAAUUGUGUUGACAUUAAAAAAUAUUACAUGAGAUAUUUUCCGAGAAAAAUCGGGCUUUCGGGAAGUAUCUCUGAAUAUUUUUAUUAUUUUCAAAUUAAAAAGGAAUCCUUACUGAAAUCCAUUUCAUUAAUAAAAAAAUAUAUUUCCACGAAUCGCAUAAUAAAAAUCAUUACUUUUUUAUUUUGUAAAUAUUGGAGUAUUGUGGAAGCUCAAUUAACUUUGGCUUAUUGGUCUGUCAUUGUGUUUUUUUUUUUGUAAUAUUUUUUUUAACGUCAUAUACUUGGAGCAACAAAAUGCCUAUAUACAUCCCACUGUUGGACCCCCAGUAUGAGUUUGUAAAAAAAAUCACCAUAACCCUGGUCAAUUAAGAAAAUAUAUAUUUUUUUAAUUGACCUAUCACAAAAGCUUUACCAAAUUCGGUAUAGCAAGUUUUUAUAGCGCUAACCCGUAUGACAGUUAGAACAUGACAGUGUUUUUUUUAUUUGAUUUUAUUUUAUAUGCAUAUAUUAUAAAAAUAUAUAAGUUACAAUAAAAUUAUUACAAUUACAAUUUGUACUGGAUCAGUAGUCUAUGGAUUAUGAGUAAAGUACAGCAUUGAUAGUUGUUACAAUGGAUUCCGUGUAAAAAAGAAAAAUAUGCCAUUUUUUUCAAAAUGGAUUACUUUUGUGUACUGCAUUGCUACUUUAAUACUACUUUCGUGUAAAGUUUAAAAUUAAAAAAAUCGCGCUCGUGAUCCGUAACGGGGUGAGCCAGACAACUUGCAGUCAUAAAAGACAAUAAGAUUUUUUUUAAAUACACUUAUAUUUUUAAACAAAAGCUUUUCAUUUUGAAUAAAAUGUUUUUUUUUUUUAAUAAAUGUAAGGAGCCAUUGUGGAAGUAAUUUAAGUUGCCUGUAUUAUAUAGAAAUAUGUUUCUUUAAUUUAACGCAUUUUCACUAGACCGUUUUUGAUGUUAUUGUUUGUGAGUUUGUUGUAAAAAAGUACGAAUUUAGUACAUAAUAUUUGAUACUAUCAACAGCCCAAAUACGUCCCACUGCUGGGCAUUGGAAUCCUGUAAUCGAAAGAGAUACGACAUAUACUCCACCACGUUGCUCCAUUGCGCAUUGGUGGACAUAAUAUAGGCCCAAUUUAUUUUAUAUAAAAAAAAAAGAAAAAAUAUUUUUUUUUUGUAUAUAAUAAUUUGGGUUAAAAAGUAUAGGUUUUGAAGAAUAAUUAAAUAAAACUUUACUAACUGUGGUCUAACUGAAAGCUCGGUGAGUUUUGGGUACUUAUUUCAUCUCGCGAUGGAUGUACCUUUGACUACCAAUUGGAAUAUAGUAUGUUAUGUUGACUUUAGUAAAAGGAUUUACUAUUGAAAUCUCUUAUUCUAAGCCACUAAGAUAUGUAACAAACUCACAAACAAAAAAAAACGGUUAGUAAAGGAAUUGACGCCAAAAUUGUAAACGUCCCACCGCUGGGCGUGGGAGUUUCAACAAAACUACGAGCACUUGAAUAUUGAUUUAAUUCAUCAUCAUCAAUUUAAGAGCCACGCUCUUGUCCGUGCAGCAUUUUCCAUGCAAUUUUUUUAGGGUAAAAUAGGGCAGUGGUUUCCCUCUUGCCUUCCACCCCGCAGUACUCUGUCUGACGCAAGUGGGAUGGCGCCCAGAGUAGUCUAUUACAAAGCCGUACUAGGACUCCUGUCCACCUCUGAAUAGUACUGACAGUUACUGCUGCCCUCUGUCAGGAUUGAUUUAAUUAAUCAGAAUAAAAUGUUUUUGUAAUUCAAUGAAUAUCAAGUACGAUAAUAGAUAGAUAAAAUAUUGAGCACAAUGGACGCAAGAUACAGAGAUAAGGAUAACAGAUACAGAAAGGCACAAUAGGCGGCCUUGUUGCUCAUGCAGCAAUUUCUUCCAGGCAAUCUUUGGGUACAGGAAAAUGUUGUACAAAUAUAAUGGUAACGGAAUAAUAAAUAAAAUAACCUAUAUAAAAAAACCGGACCUGUCAAAUCUUCAGGUUUUAGCUAAGCGGUAGUGAAUAACAGGAUAACGCUAAGGAGAUAUGAUACUAGGAAAUAACUCUUCUUGGCUGGGUAAAGGAGAUUGGCCAAAAGUGGUCCAAAUGUCCACUAACAAGACCUAUAUAACUGAAUAGCUCAUUAAAUACUCAGUAAUAAAUACUAAGACCGCAUUUAAAAAUAUGCUGUCAAUAAAAAGUUAUGGUUAAAUGAAUAAAAUAGAUUUUUGACUUUUGACUCACUUUUUACCCGGAAUGAGAUUAGGGUGUGCGUUUCGAAAAAAAACCUUUUCUCCGGAUGAGAGCCUUCAGCGCUCCCCAUUUGUCCGGGCAAGUAGUGAAUGCCAUCUGCGGCAAAUCUACGAUAAGUCGCGUCAAAAAAGAAAAAAAAAGUGAAUUUCGGAGUUUUUUUUAAGACAAUCGCAUGAGACAAUCAUUUUUCAAAAAAUUCGAGGUUUUCACUACAAGUCCCAAUAGUGGGAAUAGAUCUCUUGUCAGUAGAAAGAGUAUAGAGCAUACUCCACCGCGCUGCUUGAUUGCGGAUUGAUAAAGCAUAAUAAUUUAAGCAAAUAUUAAAAAAAUAUAUUUGUAUUUUUUUUGUACAUUUUCAAGUGCUCGUAGUUAGAGGGAGAGGUCAAGAAGUUUUCAUUCAAUAUUCUACUGCUAGCUGUAAGUGUCUCAUGACCCUAGUUUAGUUAACUUUUCUUCCAUUUAGCGUUAUUUUUAAGUUUUUUUAAUAAUUAUUAUUAUUAUAUAAUUUGUUGUCUGUACGUACAGCUACUUACUAUUUUAGGAUGACAGUUUUUUUUUAAUUGGUACGUAAACCGUAAUUUAUUAUAAAAUGCUCAUUUUUUUAUGAAUGGUCCAAGGCACUGGAAGUUUAAAAUCCUGGAGAUUGUACAAACGAGGCUUCUUUUUUUGUUAUAUUUUUCCACCUGGCCACACUGCUGUGGCGUGUAUCAUAGACAUUUGAUAUUUUUGUUUGUCAGUUCAAGCGCAUAGAGUAAAAUAUAAUUACAAAAGGUCUAAUUAUAAAAAUGAAUAAUAUUAAUUAAAUAUAAAUGUGCCAUUCAUUUUGCUAA
This is a messenger RNA of Pectinophora gossypiella (pink bollworm), 8036 nucleotides long. RefSeq names its product transcription factor 12 (gene da). The transcript has 15 exons. Gene Ontology annotation, molecular function: protein dimerization activity; RNA polymerase II cis-regulatory region sequence-specific DNA binding; DNA-binding transcription factor activity, RNA polymerase II-specific. The record is from RefSeq and is a predicted model, not a curated record. Gene Ontology annotation, cellular component: transcription regulator complex. The coding region runs from base 520 to 2391 and encodes 623 amino acids. Gene Ontology annotation, biological process: regulation of transcription by RNA polymerase II. Lineage: Eukaryota; Metazoa; Arthropoda; Insecta; Lepidoptera; Gelechiidae.